AGGAUUUUCAACUGACAGUGUUGGGUGUCUGGGAGUCGUGACACAAUGUCGUCGUGCUGGCGAAUGCUGCUACCGUCACACUCGUCGUUUCUUCUCAUUUCCCAGACGCUUCCGGCGAGCGCCAUUGUGUCUGCUUCUAUGACGUCGAGUCAAUCCGAGGUUUUUCCAACCCGACGAGUCAUUGGUGCGUGUCUAGUCACCAGAGAUACGAUCGGAAAACAUAAAAAAAAGGUAUAGAGUACAGUUUAAUAGGUAGGCGGAUAGACUGGAGAAGGUGGGGGUGUCACUUUUCCUCCGAGCUGUGACGUCUACGUUUGGAAUUACCCAGGGCCAACGCAAAUAGUUCUCCAACAUCUAAACAAGAGGAAAUUAAAUGUAAACGAUUCUUUUGAAAAGAUCAAUUUCGAAAGGAUUCGACGAUAAGGGGCCACGACAUUUUUCCUUUUUCUUUCUUAUCGUUGGUCAAUUGCGAUAGCGAUAAUGUAAUAACACGAAGUAUUUAUUUAUUUUUAAAAAUUUAGAUGGUCUCACUCCGAGUGUCGCGUCUAGAUUACAGACAUGCGCACAGCCGGAGCCGAUUUACCGACUCCGGCAUAACAAAAAGUAUUCGCAAUUCCGCUUUUCCUACUCACACGACCGCAGGAAUCCCCACGGCGCUGGCACGUCUAUUCCGUCCACAAUAAGUUCAGAUUUGAUCAAUUCGUUCAAGUGUUUUGUUUGAAUGGUGUGAAAAAAACAACUGUCGCUCGUAUUAUAUUGACAGCCGGAUUGCUGUGAGGGUUCAAAAUGGAACGGCGGAUGACAUUAAGUGGCCAUGUUCCGUCUUUAUCUCUCAUUCCGUUGGGGACUUGUCAUAGCGGCAAGUACUACAUCGACGGCGAAUGUCUGGUUCAUCUUGAAGAGAUCAAUAUCAAGUUGGAAAACGAGGAUCCCAUCCAUUACUCGCCCACUCCGGUGCGCCCUCGCAUUCCUGGACAUUCUCAACAAGGAUCUAAUACCGAUUCUUAUCAACAGCCAGGAUCAGCCCAGCAUUUUGAAUUCGACAAUCAAGUUAUUGGCUGAACUUACUACACCCCUAGAAUGCCUGGGAAUGGUCGGCGAAGCGACUCGAUCCAAUCAGAGCAGCACGACAACGCAACAAGUUGUCAUCUACAAACUGACUCAGCUCCUCUACAACGCCAAGGAAUCCUUUCUGGAUGGUGGGGCCAUACCAGUCGUUCUCAGUCACGUUUGCCACACCCUAGAAAAGGAGCCGUUGUUGAGCGACGAUAACAUUUCUGUGAAUCAUUCCCUAUUACUCAUUCGCAAUAUCCUGCACGCUCCCGAACGACCUACUCAGAUGGCGGACAAACGACAGGAUCAGCAGGACCAACUUGUGCGGAUUUUAUUGGCCCAGGGACUAAAUCGUCUCCUCAUCAGCUUACUGGCCUGCUCCCAAAGGCGCCCAAAGGGAACAAUGGAUGGUGACAGUUGUGCAGCUCAUUUCUCUCUUGUACAAGGAUCGACCCGUUGAAAUUAUUUUACAAAUUUUAGAUGAAAACUGCACUCAUCUUGAGCCGGAAUUCUACUUUGACGAAGACCAGCCAAAUCAAUUUGAUAAAUCUCGACGAUCUAGUCAGCAAAGUACGUCCAGCGGCUUCCACUCGGAAGCUUCAAACGCGCCGAAAAUGACAUCACCAAAGGUUACGGAUUCAGUGAUGAGGAAAUCCAAUCGAAGAAAAAGUUCUUCAGGAAGUCAAUCCAGUAAAUGCGGAAGUUCGUCGUCUUCCGCAUCAUCUCAACUUGGCGGAACUAAAUGCUUAAAAAAGAGUUUUAAAGGUUCCAAGAAAUCAGAGAAAAUUUUGAAAAAGCUUAGCAAAUGCAACAAACUUGGACGUCGAGUGGAGAUGAAAGGCAACGUCGUCGAGUACAAACCGACGGAUGAAAGUACUUUGAAUCUCCUGAAAGGAUUUACCAUCAAUUUCAUCCGGCAAGGCUACAACACGCUGGUGGGCCAAUUGCAUCAACAGAUGCUGAAACAACAGGGCGACGCCCACCUCCAGCUGCUGGAUAAGUCGCACUUUCUCUGGCUCAUUUCUUAUUUCCUUCCCAUCGCCUCCCGGUUGGAAUUGAGCGUGGAACAUUUAAAAAACGUCUUAACUAUUGAUGUCCUGUGUUAUCUGACGUGGGAAGCUGUUUGUCAGACGGAAGAACUAGAAAUGUCUGCGUUUCAACAUUCAACAGUCGAUUUGAAACCGUGCGUGAGGCGCUUGCAUUUGUGCGUGAAAGCAAUUCGUGAAUAUUUGAAAACACUGGAGAGAUUUUCUCGUCCUUCGACGUCUAGAAAUGCAAAUGCACCGGGAAAUUAUUUGAUUACUCGACUGAGCGGUUACGUGCCAGCGAUUCGGGACCUCCGUCAACUCUUUUUGCUCCAACUCCGCCAAUUCGAUCCUGUCGUUCAAAGUCGUCGCUAUCUACUCGACGUCAUCGCAACCAAUCACAUCUUAUUGCUGGCGCUCGAACGGUCCACUGGGCAAUCGUCACGCGGGAGUUUUGAUAUUGGCCAACACUUGACUCAAUUCUGUUCGGAAAUGAUAGUCGAUCGAUACGGCACGGCCCUCGAAGAUUUCAAGACCAACGUCUCAUUCGUCAACGAUUGCAUCUUGACUCUUUUGCAUCACGUCGCGGGCGAUUUGGGCCGGGCCGACCUUUUGUGCCGGCCCGUCAUUCUUCGUCCAUUCAGCAAAAUUUGGGCAGUGGAAUUCAACUUGCGUGACGACUGGAAUGAUUUGAUUGAAUUGAUCAUUAACAAAUCAAUGCGGUAUUUUUCACAUCAUCGAUACACGGAGACAUUGCCUAGCAACCCAAAUAAUCCGCAAAAGAUAAAAGAUUCCGCUUCCCAUUCGAUGGAUAUCCUCCUACUAAAAUAUUCUGAUGAGCAAACAAUAGAAGAAUCGACUGAAACAAAUCAAUUGUCGUACGAAGUACCUGACACCAACAUUAAAUCACUUUUGAUUCAACUCAAGGAUUCUGGAUUUCAGAAGCAACUGGACUGGAUCCAGUCUUCAUUAUUAUCAGCCUGUGCUGUUCGAUUGGGGACCUACUCCGGCCAAGAAUUCCGCCACCCCAUAUAUACCCUAAGUUUUCAAAUGAAUUUGUCCUGCCCUUUGGUUCCCUGGACGGAGGUGGAAGCAUCCGCCCUGCGUUCAGAACUCUUCCUCAAUCUCCUAUUUCGUAUUGGUCUCAUUCCUCCUUCCCCUCAGGCUGUCCUGUACCCUCGUAUCCCGCGUGAAUGGUCCCCGGACACUUUGUACAGUAUCGCCCUCCUUUUCGGACCCAUCGACCAGAAGAGGAUCGAUUUCGAUUUGACUCGAGUCAAGAAAAUCGAGUUAUAGACCACCCCUAUUCAUCUGUCAAUGUCCAAAAUGUCCAAAGAUCAUCUUCUCACCCUUACAUAAUUCACGAUGGCGUAUCUCACCGUAAAGAUUCGUUCCUGGAAUCCAAGUUUCCUUCAGCAGAGAUCGACAUUUCUAGGCAAAAUAGCAUCGACUGUGUCUUCGACCACCAUAGUCCACGAGCAUUGGACAGUAUCAGCACCACCAGUUCACUAGAAGUCCACAAAAUGGACUCUAGCGACGACGAAGAAAUGGAGGACCUUCUGUUUGUGACAGAUUAGGCAGAUUGGACGGUAGUGACGUCACAAGAUAAUUCAAUUCCGUCUAAACGGACAGCGGUGCAUGUUUAAACUAUUCAAAUUAAAUGUGGAACAAUUAGUUGAUUCACCUCUCUGUAAAUAUUCUCCAACAAUAAUUUGGUAAGACAUUUUCCCUAUUAUUUAUUGGUCAACAAUUAAUUGUGUAAUUGCAAUAUCGUAUAAUUAAAUUAAUUAUUGACAAAUUCUCAA
Messenger RNA from Daphnia pulex (common water flea), 3883 nucleotides. RefSeq names its product protein timeless-like. The record is from RefSeq and is a predicted model, not a curated record. Gene Ontology annotation, cellular component: replication fork protection complex. Bases 1461 to 3374 code for a protein of 637 amino acids. Gene Ontology annotation, molecular function: DNA binding. Gene Ontology annotation, biological process: replication fork arrest; DNA repair; DNA replication checkpoint signaling. The transcript has 14 exons. Lineage: Eukaryota; Metazoa; Arthropoda; Branchiopoda; Diplostraca; Daphniidae.